CCCUGGAGAACGAGCGGGCCACCCUCAUCAUCGACCCUUCCUGCGUCUCGCCCUCCCAUGUCAGAGCAACCAUAGACGACAUGGGGUUUGAGGCCGAGCUCAUAGCCGAUGAUAAAGCAACAGUGACCAUAGGGAUCGAGGGAAUGACGUGCAUGUCCUGUGUAAAGAAUAUACAAGGAACAAUUGGAGAGAAAGAAGGAGUUAUUUCAAUAAAAGUCAGUUUAGAAGAGAAGAACGGAACAAUCAUCUAUAAUCCAUCCCAGACAAAUCCCGAAUUGUUACGGACGCAAAUCGAAGACAUGGGAUUCGAGGCCGUGUUGCCCUCACCGUGCGAUCCGGCUGGAGUUUCUCUGGGCCAACAGACCUGUGUCAUUUCUAUACUGGGCAUGACCUGCAACUCCUGUGUGCGCAACAUAGAAGGCACGAUAGGCGGCAAGAAUGGCAUAGCCUCUAUAUCGGUGAGUUUAGAGAAGGAGGAAGGAACAGUAAAGUUCGACCCAUCAGUCUUGAGUCCAGAAUUGAUAGCGGAUAUGAUAGAUGACAUGGGUUUCGAAGCAAAGGUGAAAUCUUCUCAGAAUGGAAGUGUUUCAUCAAUACCUAAUGGUAAAGUUCCUAAGGCCAGCCAUGAGAAAAGUAUAACCAGUUCAUGGAAAGAAAAUGAAGCCUUUGAAGGAGACGAAUCUGCGUUUGAAAAGUGCUUCGUUCGGAUAGAAGGCAUGACCUGUGCCUCGUGUGUGGCAGCAAUUGAGAAGCAUGUCAACAGACUGAAAGGUGUCCGGAGCAUCCUGGUGGCGCUGAUGGCAGCGAAGGCCGAAGUAAAUUACGACCCGGCUCAAGUGUCACCAAGCGAGAUAGCCUCCAGCAUCACAGAACUGGGCUUCCCGUCUUCCGUGCUGGACGAGGGGGUCGGCCAGGGAGAAGUAGAUCUGGAAAUUUCAGGCAUGACUUGUUCGUCCUGCGUUUAUGCCAUCGAGUCCAAUGUCAUGAAAAUGAAAGGCCUCAAGUCGGCAGUGGUAGCUUUGGCAACCGAGAGGGGCAAGUUCGUUUUCGAUCCUGCGGUCACAGGCCCUCGAGAUAUUAUAGACUGCAUUAACGGUUUAGGUUUUACAGCUAACUUGUAUACAGGUGACAUGGGAAGAGGCAGCUACUUGGACCACAAGAAGGAAAUCAGAAAAUGGAGGAACUCUUUUAUAAUUUCCCUUCUCUUUGGAGUCCCAGCCAUGUUGGUGAUGGUCUAUUUCAUGGCCAUGAUGGAGCACAUGUCGCACGUGGAGAUGUGCUGUGUCCUCCCUGGCCUUUCAUUGGAGAAUCUUCUGCUUUUCCUCCUGGCAACUCCUGUACAGUUUAUUGGCGGCCGUCACUUCUACACGCAAGCAUUCAAAGCCCUCCGGCACAGGACGGCCAACAUGGACGUCCUCAUCAUGUUAGCCACGACAAUAUCUUACUUCUAUUCCCUGGGCGUCGUCAUUGCUGCCAUGGCCCUCCAGCAGACCGCAAGCCCAAUGACGUUCUUCGACACGCCACCCAUGUUGCUAGUGUUUGUAUCUCUCGGGCGGUGGCUAGAACAUAUUGCAAAGGGCAAAACAUCUGAGGCCUUAGCUAAGUUGAUGUCACUGCAAGCCACAGAAGCUACCUUAGUUGUCCUGGACAAAGACAGCGACACAAGCUCCGAAAAGAUCAUAGAUGUUAACCUUAUUCAGAGAGGAGACAUACUGAAAGUAAAACCUGGGGAGAAGAUACCUGUGGAUGGUGUUGUGGUAUCAGGCAACAGCAUGGUAGAUGAAUCUCUCAUAACAGGCGAGUCCAUGCCGGUGACCAAGAAAGUGGAAUCACAAGUCAUUGGAGGAUCCAUAAACCAGAAUGGCUUACUUCUGAUGAAGGCCACACAUAUUGGGAAUGACACCACUCUUGCGCAAAUUGUGAAACUAGUAGAGGAAGCACAGACAUCUAAGGCCCCUAUUCAGCAGCUCGCAGACAAGAUCGCGGGUUAUUUUGUCCCUAUGGUUGUCACAGUUUCAUCGCUCACCCUCAUCUGUUGGAUCAUUAUUGGCUAUGUCAACAUUGAGCUUGUUGACAAAAGUUAUAAGGACAAGUUAGGAGAUGGAUACACUAAAACUGAAAUUGUAUUUGAGUUUGCAUUCCGAUGUGCUAUCACUGUCCUGGCCAUUGCUUGCCCCUGUUCCCUUGGGCUAGCAACUCCCACUGCUGUUAUGGUUGGCACAGGUGUCGGGGCAACCAAUGGAAUCCUGAUAAAGGGAGCAGAACCCUUAGAGAAUGCACACAAGGUCAAGACUGUUGUUUUUGACAAGACCGGGACUAUCACCCACGGCACUCCAACACUAGCCAAACUCUGCUUGUAUGUUGACGAGACUGUCUGUUCUCUAGCACAGUUCUUGGUGAUUGUUGGAGCUGCUGAGUUCAAUAGUGAACACCCCAUUGCAACUGCAAUCUCCAAGUUCUGCCAACAGUGCUUGGGCAACCUCAAUGCACAGUGCAAGGACUUUAGGGCAGUGUCUGGUUUUGGUCUGCAGUGCACAAUAUCCGGGACACAGCACAUCAUCCAGGCUGCCAUGACUUCAGAGAUGCUUCUCAAUGUGAAGAACUUGACUGUUAAUUAUAUUAAUGAAUAUGGACUGACUGAGCUGAAUGGUCGCAUGCCUGAGAGACACGAAGACUUGUUCCUCAUUGGUGAUGUGCUUGUGGACUGCACCCAGACGUCGCGCCAAUCCCCAAGCAGCGAGGAGACUCCCCUUAUCUCGCCUGGCUCGGUCUCUAGUGCCUCUGAAGGCAGGAGCGUUCAGGAGCCAUACCAGGUGCUCAUUGGUAACCGAGAAUGGAUGAAGCAGAACGGAAUAGAUGUCCCAAAGAACGCUGACAACCAAAUGACGGAGCAAGAGCAGCUUGGUCGCACUGCAGUCUUGGCAGCUGUCAAUGGGCAACUGCUUGGCAUGUUAGCAGUUGCUGAUACCGUCAAGCCAGAGGCAUCACUGGCUGUGUACUCCCUGAAGAAGAAGGGGCUGGACGUGGUGCUCCUGACGGGGGACAACCAGAAGACAGCAGCUGCCAUCGCCAGACAAGUCGGCAUCAACAGGGUUUUUGCUGAGCUUCUACCCACACACAAGGUCAAGAAAGUGAAGCUGUUGCAAGAAGCGGGCCAGAGAGUGGCCAUGGUGGGCGAUGGCGUGAACGAUUCUCCAGCACUUGCUCAGGCGGACGUGGGUAUAGCCAUAUCCUCCGGUACUGAUGUGGCCGUGGAAGCAGCAGAUGUUGUGCUCAUUAGGAAUGACCUCAUAGAUGUGGUGGCGUGCCUUGAUCUGUCAAAGAAGACUGUACGGAGAAUCCAUCUGAAUUUUGUGUUUGCAUCAAUAUACAAUCUAGUUGGAAUACCUGUGGCAGCUGGUGUGUUUAGACCCCUGGGCUUUGUUUUGCAGCCUUGGAUGGGAUCAGCAGCCAUGGCAAUGAGUUCCGUGUCAGUGGUGGUGUCGUCACUCCUACUGAAACUAUACAAGAAACCAACGCGAGAGAAGCUGGCGACCCUAGACUACCACAAGGCCCAGGAGUCUCGCUUCGGCAACCCUGACGAACUGGACAACAUUUCCGUCCACCGGGGCCUUGGGGACGUGCCGGACAUGAGGUCUGCUUCGGCACUCGCGAGAGUGAAAGACAAUCUCCAAGGUAUUUACCGGCUUGGCAGACCGUCUUGCCAGUGCGCAGGCAUGAGGUUUGGGGGGAAAUGUUCAUGCAGCUAUACCCAGUCCCUCAAAGCCAGGUUCAACGCCAUGACUGGUGUGCAGUUAGGAGGUGAGAGCGAUGCAGAGAUGGAGCAGCUACUGAACGCAGUAGAGACUAACCAUGAGGAAGGAGGGGGGUUAUUUGAGGAUUUUGGUGGUGGUGAUUGGGAUGAAGUACACAAGCCUACCUUGGUGCCAUCGGAGUCUCUGGUGGUGCAGCUGUAAAGUGGUCAUAACUGCUUGCUGCAACCGGUUGGUAUUCGGGUCUUUACGAAGACCUAUGAGGCAAGGUCACAUGCUGGUGCCAACGGAGGACGAAGACGUGGAGCUGAAGUCCAUGGCUGUGUGAUCCGGAGGAGACUUUCGUUGAAAAGGGAAAAAGACCAAAACUCUGAAGAUUAUCAUUUAUUACCACUGUUUUUGUUGAUGUUAUUGAAAUGGUAUAUUCAGUUUAAUGUUGUGAUAAUGUUAAUAAUGAUCAUUAAUUCUACUAUUAUCAUUUGACAUGUGCAGGCAAUUCAUAUAUCAUACCAGUAUAGGAAUUGUAUUGUAAUAUUACAUUUUCAUAUCAGAAAAAAAAAAUGAUGGUUUUACGUAAUCACUCUGCAUUAUUUUUAGAAGAUGCUUACUGGUGUAUUUUAAUAUGUAGGGUAUUAUUCAGUUUUAAAGUUCCUUGGAAAAUUCUGCAGGGCUGUCGUUUCUGAUCAUUGACAGUGUCAUGAAUAUGUUUUAUUUAUAUCUUCUGGCUGUACUUACAACUGUGAAAGCAUCACUUAUCCUGUUAUAUUGAAUCAGUGAUCCAGUGUUAAGUAGUUUUAAGGUUUUAUAAGGAUGGGGUUAUAUUCUGUAUAUGUACUUGUAUAGAAAGUAUAACAGGGAUUUAAUUAACUAUAUUUUUAAUGCUAGUAGGAUUGGGAGAAUUCUUCUGUAUGUAUGAGUUGUACAUUUCAUAUCAUAUUACUUCUUUUACUUAUAUUCCAGCUGGUGCUAAAUAGAAGCCCACACAUUUACAUAUGCAAAUAUGAGUAUGUAUGCAUAUAUAUAUAUAUAUAUAUAUAUAUAUAUAUAUAUAUAUAUAUAUAUAUAUAUAUAUAUAUAUAUAUAUAUAUAUAUAUAUAUAUAUAUAUAUAUAUGGAUAUAUAUAUAUGGAUACCUUAGGUGAUGUUGCAGAGGUUUCAUGUUUGACAAUGUGAGGGAAUCAAUAUUUUUAUAAAUAUUUAUAUUUGAAAUUUUCCUCAAAACUGUGGUUACGAGUGGUGAAUACUAUAUAUUCUUGAUGGAUAGGAUGCAGGUAACUGCACCAGCAGAUAAACCUGCAGAUUCAAAUGUUUUAAGGAUGCAAAAGAGGAAUAUAUUUACAAGCACAGAGUAUACAAUUGUUAUGAAGUUUACAGAUGUGAAUAAAAGCUAAUUGUGAAGCUGAUUUUCUUUGUCAAAUUUUUCAAAGAAUUUUAUUUUACGGUAUCUUUUAUUGGCCAUAAUGAUUUUUCUGAAUCUUGUCAUUCCUUGAACACAUCUAUACUUGACAAGCAUGUAUAUUCUGUGUUUCUAUUAGUUCCAUAUUCUAUGAACACAUGAAUAAAAUAUGGCAAGAA
Penaeus indicus is the source of this 5326-nucleotide messenger RNA. RefSeq names its product copper-transporting ATPase 1-like (gene ATP7). NCBI's taxonomy places the organism in Eukaryota, Metazoa, Arthropoda, Malacostraca, Decapoda, Penaeidae. Gene Ontology annotation, molecular function: copper ion binding; ATP hydrolysis activity; ATP binding. Gene Ontology annotation, biological process: copper ion export; copper ion import; intracellular copper ion homeostasis. Gene Ontology annotation, cellular component: trans-Golgi network; plasma membrane. The record is from RefSeq and is a predicted model, not a curated record. Bases 81 to 3956 code for a protein of 1291 amino acids. The transcript is spliced from 26 exons.